Messenger RNA from Venturia canescens, 512 nucleotides. RefSeq lists its product as uncharacterized. Bases 102 to 512 code for a protein of 136 amino acids. The record is from RefSeq and is a predicted model, not a curated record. The transcript is spliced from 5 exons. Lineage: Eukaryota; Metazoa; Arthropoda; Insecta; Hymenoptera; Ichneumonidae.
CACGUACUGGACGUCACAUCUGUCAUCAUGUGGGGCUAAAAACGAUCAAGACGUCGCUGUAUAGGAUGCUCCAGAUCGCUAUAUAGGACAGCAAGAAGAACAUGGCUGAAGACAGACUAGAGGUUCGAUAUUUCCCGCGGUGCAUCGGCGACAACGCAAUGGUAAUGGGAGCAUUUAUAAAAACAAUCGCCAACAAUCCAAGAGAAUUCUGGGAUCGGAAUGGGAGCCGGGAUUACUUUGCCGACAUGAGCGAAUCCAUAUACCAACACCGGCUGUCGAACAAGCGGGCCGACGCGAUCAAAUCUUUUUUUUACCGGCACAAAUAUCACGUAUACCGCGUAAUCGAUCAUUUCCGGGAUACUCACCAGAACACGCCAGCUCUAGAAAUCGGCCAACACUGGCUCGAUUUGAGGCGGUCCACCACCAUCCCGGAAGCCCGAUUGUGGUACAAUACGAACCGGCACUUGUUCAAUUUCUAUGAACUCGAUCGCGAGCCCGAGAACAGGCAGUGA